AUGAUACACCCCGGUUACAUCGAAGUUCAAUUGCAUCCAGAACCUAAAUCAGAGACAACCCCGAAAACAGAGAACGAGCCCCUACCUGGUCCCUCCCACGUGGUAUCUGCUAUUGCCACCACCGAGACUCUGGCUGCCGACAAUAAUGCUCACGUAGCAGUAUCCAGCGCAGCUGUAGAAGAAAACAAAAUGAGUGUACUUCUUUCUACCGUGGUUCUAAUAAUCGUAGAUGCAUAUGGACAAGAGCACUUGGCUCGAGCCCUGUUGGACACAGGGUCGCAGCCGAACGCAAUCAUCAACGUCCCCAUAACGGGUGUAGACGGCACCCUCACCAACGCUAAAUAUCAGGUGACAACUGAGCUCCGAUCCAGAGUGAAUGAUUUCAAGCAGCGAAUGAAUUUUCUCGUCCUGCGAAAAGUUACCAGCGAUACCCCAGCAGUUUCAUAUUCUACUACCCAUUGGAAAAUUCCGGAAUCAGUUUUGUUAGCCGAUCCUGAGUUUAACAUUUCUCGAAGAAUCGACCUCAUAAUUGGCGCAGGUCAUUUCUACACUCUUUUGCUAGAUGGACGAAUCCGCUUGGCCCAGAAUCUUCCCAUGCUGGUCGAAACGGUCUUUGGAUGGAUCGUCACUGGUCAAAUGAAGCACGAUGAAUCAAGAGAAGCAGUAACUUGUCAUGUAGCUUUAGCUCCGUCGAUCGAAGAUCAACUACAACGUUUGUGGAAACUUGAGGAUGUGACCGGAACGAAUAAUUCGGCAGAUGAGCAGCACCCUCCUCAACGAUUCGAUUCGUCAGAACAAAAUCAAGGAAGACACCCAGAUCUCAAAUUGCAGUACCCUAAUAUUAUCGAAGAAUACACCGUCGCGAAGAAGGACAGUUCAUCGACUAAAGAUCGAAUCAUAUUUGAAGGCUCACUGAAGAUUGCUUAG
Toxorhynchites rutilus septentrionalis is the source of this 927-nucleotide messenger RNA. RefSeq lists its product as uncharacterized. Bases 1 to 927 code for a protein of 308 amino acids. NCBI's taxonomy places the organism in Eukaryota, Metazoa, Arthropoda, Insecta, Diptera, Culicidae. The transcript is spliced from 2 exons. The record is from RefSeq and is a predicted model, not a curated record.